GCGCAGGCAGCCAGCUAGUUGAAGUGCAGUCGACUGGUUGCGUUCGAGGACUUAUAGCUGUGUAGCUCCGUCACUGAAUGUGCUUUUCUGAGUUGGUGAGCUCUUGUGGAAAUAAGUAAAAACACACAAGUGUGAGAAAUGGCUCCAAAGAAGGGUAAGGGAGGUGAUGUGCCAAAGCCACCACCACUGAUUGGAAGGUUUGGCACCUCAUUAAAAAUAGGAGUUGUCGGCCUACCCAAUGUUGGGAAGUCAACCUUUUUCAACGUGCUGACAAAGAGUCAGGCUGCAGCUGAAAAUUUCCCCUUCUGCACCAUUGACCCAAAUGAAAGCAGAGUGCCCAUUCCAGAUGAACGCUAUGAUUUCCUCUGCCAAUUCCACAAACCCGCCAGCAAAGUUCCCGCCUUCCUCAAUGUCGUCGACAUUGCCGGCCUGGUGAAAGGCGCUCAUUCUGGCCAAGGCCUGGGAAAUGCCUUCCUGUCCCACAUCAACGCCUGCGAUGGCAUCUUCCACAUGACACGUGCUUUUGAUGAUGAGGAUAUCAUCCAUGUUGAGGGGACAGUGGACCCAGUGAGAGAUAUGGAGAUCAUCCACGAGGAGCUGAGGCUGAAGGAUGAAGAGAUGAUCGGCCCUAUUAUUGACAAGCUGGAGAAGACAGCCAUUAGAGGCGGUGACAAGAAACUCAAACCAGAAUAUGACGUUAUGUGCAAAGUAAAGAGCUGGGUAUUGGAUGAAAAGAAACAUGUUCGCUACUAUCCCGACUGGAACGACAAGGAGAUCGAAGUGUUGAACAAAUACUUGUUUUUGACAUCCAAACCAAUGAUCUACCUCGUUAAUCUCUCCGAGAAAGACUACAUAAGGCGAAAGAACAAAUGGUUGGCGAAAAUCAAGGAGUGGGUGGACAGUCACGACCCCGGGGCCUUGGUCAUCCCCUUCAGCGGCGCCCUGGAGAGCCAGCUACAGGACAGGAGUGAAGAGGAGAGGCAGAAGUACUGCACAGAGCACAAGACGCAGAGCGCCCUGAGCAAGAUCAUCAAGGCGGGCUACGCAGCCCUGCAGCUGGAGUACUUCUUCACUGCCGGGCCGGACGAGGUCCGUGCAUGGACCAUCCGGAAAGGAACUAAGGCUCCACAGGCUGCAGGGAAGAUCCACACAGACUUUGAGAGGGGCUUCAUUAUGGCGGAAGUAAUGAAAUUCCAGGAUUUUAAAGAGGAAGGCAGCGAGAACGCUGUCAAGGCAGCAGGAAAAUACAGACAGCAGGGAAGAAACUACACUGUUGAGGACGGAGACAUCAUCUUUUUCAAAUUUAAUGCUCCAAAUGCGCCAAAGAAAAAGUGACACAAGAGCAAUACGAUUGUUUACGAUAAUUACGAUUGUAAUUACUGCGCUGUUAUACGCCGACACUUUCCUACUUUUUGUUUCUCCGUUCCGUAGGAUCGAACCCCCAGCUUAUGUGCCAAAGCCCAGGUUCAGUAAACUCUGA
Mugil cephalus (flathead mullet) is the source of this 1480-nucleotide messenger RNA. RefSeq names its product obg-like ATPase 1. Gene Ontology annotation, cellular component: cytoplasm. Lineage: Eukaryota; Metazoa; Chordata; Actinopteri; Mugiliformes; Mugilidae. The record is from RefSeq and is a predicted model, not a curated record. The coding region runs from base 139 to 1335 and encodes 398 amino acids. Gene Ontology annotation, molecular function: GTP binding; ATP binding; ATP hydrolysis activity. The transcript is spliced from 11 exons.